Electrophorus electricus (electric eel) is the source of this 4854-nucleotide messenger RNA. RefSeq names its product solute carrier family 12 member 5b (gene slc12a5b). Gene Ontology annotation, biological process: chloride transmembrane transport; chloride ion homeostasis; cell volume homeostasis. Gene Ontology annotation, cellular component: plasma membrane. The record is from RefSeq and is a predicted model, not a curated record. Gene Ontology annotation, molecular function: potassium:chloride symporter activity. NCBI's taxonomy places the organism in Eukaryota, Metazoa, Chordata, Actinopteri, Gymnotiformes, Gymnotidae.
GCGAGCGACGAGUGAGCGUGUACGAGAAAAGCUACACUCCGAGGCAUUCCAUCAUCUAUUCCCCUGCAGCUUCUCGUGUUCACACACACACCCCCUCCUCCUGGGGAGAGAGAGAGAGCGAGGGAGAGAGUGAGAGAGCGGGAGCGAGAGGGAAGGAAAAGGAGGGAGAGGUGCAGCACACCAAGCAGCAAACGACGGCAGGGUUGCGAGGGCAGGAGACACACUGCUCGAUUCCUCCAGGAGAGAGCGAGGGGUGAGAGCGCAAGCGAGUCCGACGCAGAACACACGCUUUCCCUCCUCCUCCUCCCUCUUCCUCCCCACGCACCUCCGCUGCUCCUGGGCAAACGUGUGCGUGUCACAGGGUUUUUUUUCUUCAGCCCUCUGGUUUUUUUCUCUCCCUCGCCGCUCGCCAUUCGGCCGCUCCGAGCGGCGGUGACAGCGGGCUGUGGUAGCAGGAGCUCUGGGACUGUCUCCUAGAAGAGGCCAACAUGCUCAACAACAUACCUGACUGUGAGGAGGUGGAGGGAGGCACCAACAGUCAGGGAGAUGGCAACCCCAAAGAGAGCAGCCCCUUUAUCAACAGCAGCGGUAGCAGCGGAGUGGAGAAGACACAGCAGUACGACAGGAAAAAUAUGGCUCUGUUUGAGGAGGAGAUGGACACAAGUCCCAUGGUAUCGUCACUACUCAGCAGCCUGGCCAAUUACUCCAACCUGCCACAGGGCAGCAAGGAACACGAGGAGGCUGAGAACAAUGAAGAGGCCCGCAAGAAAGUGGUCCAGGCGCCUCGUAUGGGCACAGUGAUGGGCGUGUACCUGCCCUGCAUGCAGAACAUCCUGGGCGUGAUCCUCUUCCUCCGUAUGACCUGGCUGGUGGGCGUGGGUGGAGUCCUGGGCACUUUCCUCAUCGUUUUCAUGUGCUGCUCCACGACUAUGCUGACUGCAAUUUCCAUGAGUGCGAUUGCCACAAAUGGAGUCGUACCAGCUGGUGGUUCCUACUAUAUGAUCUCUCGCUCACUGGGGCCAGAGUUUGGUGGAGCAGUGGGCAUUUGUUUCUACCUGGGCACCACCUUCGCUGGUGCCAUGUACAUCCUGGGCUGCAUUGAGAUAUUGCUGAUCUACAUAGCCCCACAGGCUGCCGUAUUUCAGAUCGAGGGUCUGGAGGGAGCAGAGGCCGAGGCGGGCAUGCUCAAUAACAUGCGGGUGUAUGGCACCAUUGUGCUCUCCUUCAUGUCCCUGGUCGUCUUUGUUGGCGUGAAGUACGUGAACAAGCUGGCGCUGGUCUUCCUCGCCUGUGUCAUCGUCUCUAUCCUUGCUGUCUACGGCGGGGUGAUCAAGACCGCCUUCGACCCGCCAGACUUUCCGAUCUGCUUACUGGGCAACCGAACCCUGUUUUCCAAGGGCUUGGACGUGUGUGCCAAGACCAUCGAUCGCGGCAAUGGCACCAUCACCACCAAGCUCUGGAGGUUCUUCUGCGACUCGGAAUUCCUCAACGCCACCUGUGAUGAGUACUUCACCAACAACAACGUCUCCCAGUUGCAGGGAAUCCCUGGUAUCACCAGUGGCAUCCUGGCAGAGAAUCUAUUCAGCACCUUUAUGAAGAAGAACGACAUCCUGGAGAAGCGAGGCUUGCCAGCCGUGGAGGACCCUGACAUCCCACUGGCCAACAGCAACCGCUACGUCCUGGCCGACAUCACUAGCUUCUUUACCCUGUUGGUGGGCAUCUACUUCCCAUCCGUCACAGGUAUCAUGGCUGGAUCCAACCGCUCCGGUGACCUGCAGGACGCUCAGAAGUCCAUCCCCAUUGGCACCAUCCUGGCCAUCUCCACCACCUCCGCCAUAUACAUGUCCUCCGUGAUCCUGUUUGGGGCUUGUGUGGAUGGAGUGGUUCUGAGAGACAAGUUUGGUGAAGGUGUCAACGGUAACCUGGUCAUUGGAACUUUAGCAUGGCCCUCCCCGUGGGUCAUUGUGUUUGGUUCCUUUUUUUCCACAUGUGGGGCGGGGCUUCAGAGUUUGACUGGCGCACCCCGCCUCUUGCAAGCCAUUGCUCGAGAUGGGAUUAUCCCCUUCCUCAGGGUAUUCGGUCAUGGAAAGGCAAAUGGGGAGCCCACAUGGGCUCUGCUCCUGACCGCGAGCAUCUGUGAGAUUGGCAUUAUCAUCGCCUCCCUGGACUCUGUUGCACCCAUCCUCUCCAUGUUCUUCCUGAUGUGCUACAUGUUUGUGAACUUGGCCUGUGCUCUGCAGACGCUACUCAGAACGCCGAACUGGAGGCCCCGCUUCAAGUACUACCACUGGACUCUGUCCUUCUUGGGAAUGAGCUUGUGUCUGUCCCUGAUGUUCAUAUGCUCCUGGUACUACGCCAUCGUGGCCAUGGUCAUUGCCAGCUGCAUCUAUAAAUAUAUCGAGUUUUGCGGGGCGGAGAAGGAGUGGGGUGAUGGGAUACGUGGCGUCUCUCUCAGCGCUGCUCGUUACGCCCUGAUGAGGUUGGAGGAAGGACCCCCACACACAAAGAACUGGAGACCACAGAUCCUGGUCCUGGUGGGUCUGGAUGAGGAGCAGAAUGUGGAGCAGCCACGCUUGCUGUCGCUGACCAAUCAGCUGAAGGCAGGCAAAGGCCUGACCAUUGUGGGCUCAUGUGUCGUGGGUACUUACCUGAACAACCACCCACAGGCGCAGAAAGCUGAACAGUCUCUGAGGAAGCUGAUGGAGACAGAGCGGGUGAAAGGCUUCAGUCAGGUGGUGAUCUCCUCCAACCUGCGGGACGCCACCUCUCACCUGAUCCAAGCUGGAGGACUCGGGGGGCUCCGGCACAACGCAGUGCUGGUCAGUUUCCCCAAGAACUGGAAAAAGGCCACAGACAGCCAGCAGCUGAGUAACUUCAUUGAGGUUGUCAGGGAGACUACGGCAGCUCGCUUGGCUCUGCUGGUGCCGAAGAACAUCGCCGCUUAUCCGUCCAAUGGCGAGCGCUUCACCGAGGGCCAUAUCGACGUCUGGUGGAUUGUCCAUGAUGGAGGAAUGCUCAUGCUCCUCCCCUUCCUGCUGCGACAGCACAAGGUCUGGAAGAAGUGUAAGAUGCGCAUCUUUACUGUGGCUCAGAUGGAUGACAACAGCAUUCAGAUGAAAAAAGACCUCAUUACCUUCCUGUAUCACCUGCGACUCGACGCAGAGGUGGAAGUGGUGGAAAUGCACGACAGUGACAUCUCAGCCUACACCUAUGAGAAGACUCUGGUCAUGGAACAGAGGUCUCAGAUCCUCAAAGAGAUGCACCUUACCAAAAAUGAGCGGGAAAGAGAGAUCCAGAGCAUCACCGAUGUGUCACGGGGGUCCAUCCGCCGAAAGAACCCGCCAAACCUGCACGCGCAGAAAACUGAUGAGUCAGCAGGGGGCAGUGUUGAGGAGAAACCAGAGGAAGAGGUGCAGCUCAUCCAGGGCAUGAAUACCACCCUCAUCCCCACCCCCACCAACCCGACCUCCCCAACCUCUCUAAGUGCCCAGGCUGUGAGCCCCGGGGAGGCUGUGCAGAUGACCUGGAGCGAUGCCAUUGACAAUUCCAAGAAUCCCUCUGUGGCCAUCCCAGAAGGCAUCAGAGACAUGUUCAACAUGAAGCCGGAGUGGGAAAAUCUGAACCAGUCGAACGUGAGACGCAUGCACCAUGCGCAGAAGCUCAAUGAGGUCAUCGUGAGGAAGUCGCAGGACGCAAAGCUGGUCCUGCUGAACAUGCCUGGACCUCCCAAAAACCGCAUGGGCGAAGAGAACUACAUGGAGUUCCUUGAAGUCCUCACCGAGGGUCUCAAUCGGGUCCUCCUUGUGCGUGGUGGCGGCCGGGAGGUCAUCACCAUCUAUUCUUGAGGGGCAAUGCAAUACUUAGCACUGCUUAUGUCUCUCAUUCCAUGUCCCUGUUAGCAAAGACUGAUCACCCCAGCAUCCUCAUACCUUAUCACAAGCAAUAUAGCCCCAAACAUAUCAGGCAACUUUGCACUGCAUAAUCAACACCUUAUCGAACACCAGCUUAGUAUUUGUUCUACCGUGACACUGAUUCCUAUUUAUCCCCUCACCUGUUUGUCCUCAUUUAAUGAACAACUUACACUCAGCCAUGUGUAGUGGCUUUUGAUUGCCAUUACAGUGCGCAAAACGAUUAGUAGGUGUUUAGCACUAAUGUCUGAGGGUUGGUAUCACAAACAAGAAUCAAAAGUUGCUCCGGUACUUUAGUUAAACCCAACCAAACACUCUGAUGUGAUGUUGUACUGCUGAGAAAAAGAAAAAAAAAAAGUAUGCUUUGUGGUAAGCAAACCAUAUGCAUUUGCAGUUCAUGGACAGAGCAUCAUUUGGAUACUAAUUCAAAUCAAAGGUCAAAUGGAAAAGGUUUGUAUGAUGAGAAAAAAAGUCUUCCACUGUACUGUCUAAUUGCCCAAGAAGCACUUUGAAUCAAAAUCUGCAGGGUCAGUGUGUGAACCUGGUGAACCUAAAGCAAAGCCCUGUACCUGUAUUGUAAGUCUAUAUUAUAAGUCCCUAGUACUUCAUGUCACCAUAUUUAAUAAUGAGAAACCACUGAAGAUAGACGAACUUGUGGUGAUAGGGUUUCGUGUGUGUGUGUGUGUGUGUGUGUGUGUGUGUGUGUGUGUGUGUGUGCGCGUGUGUGUAUGUGGUUUUUGUGUCAAGUAGAACUCACUGAUUACAGAGUUUCUUCUGAACUUGUUUGUAAGAGUGGAAGUUCUUAUUAAUCUUUAUGAGAACAUGAUGGCAGUGUUUUACUUUCACAGCUCAAAUUCUAAUUACACACAUAAUAGAUUAAUGAAUUACAUUCAUCAGUACCUGUACACAACACACACACACACAUUUAUAAUUUCUUAUGCAUCUU